AUGACUGUGAGGAGUGGGAAGGCUGAUGCAGUUGACCUCGUUAUUGCUCUUGCUCACAUGGUAAACCUCAUUAUCACUCUUGCUCUCCUGGCCAUUAUCAUUCCUGCCAUUCUUGCUCUCCAUCUUCUGGUUGUUACUGUUGUCCUUGGUCUUCUAGUUGAUACCAUUGUCCUUGCUCUUGUUCUCCUGGUUGUUAUUGCCACCCUCGCUUGCCUUCGCAUUCUCGCCACUCCCCCUCUCAAAGCAGUCAUGAGUCUCAUUCAUGCUCACCCAGAUCAUGCUUCCUGGCAUGCUGCCAAUAUGCAGGAUGACUUUGGUGCUACCCAUGCUCAUAACAUCAUUGAGAUGGAGCACAUCGCACCCAUCCCAUUGCAGACCCCCCCUGCCUCGGACCAUCCCCCACUUUCAGCAGAGAUCGACCUGGGACCUCCACCACAAUAUGCCAAAGACAAACAGGCUGUGGUUGAAGAUGUCAAAAUGGGGAAUGCUGAGGACAAAGAUGACAACAUAUAUGAGUGUGGGUAUUUGACACCACCACCCACUGUCCCAGUGGUCAAGCAAGGUUGGAGCUAA
Messenger RNA from Dacryopinax primogenitus, 573 nucleotides. RefSeq lists its product as uncharacterized. The record is from RefSeq and is a predicted model, not a curated record. Bases 1 to 573 code for a protein of 190 amino acids. The transcript has 2 exons. NCBI's taxonomy places the organism in Eukaryota, Fungi, Basidiomycota, Dacrymycetes, Dacrymycetales, Dacrymycetaceae.